AUGAAACAGCUGUGCCUUGGCUCAAGCAAGAAAUGUACACAUGCAAAGGAAAUUAAAAUACAAGUGUUUGCUUCAGGAGGCAGUGGCAGUGAACGGGUGAAACACUGGGUGAGAGGAGGCUGUCAUCAUUAUCAUAACGUGAGGACCAGAGAGGGAGGAUGGGAUGAGCCGACAGAAUUUGUGCAGAAUGACACACAGCUGUCACGGGAGGAGAUGCAGAGCACUGUAUCUGGAGUCACGGCAGCAUACGAGCGAGAGCAGUUGUGGCUGGCCAAAGAGAACCUGCUGGUGAAGCUUCAGGCACGUUGUCGAGGCUGUCUUGUCUGUCAGGAAUUCAACUCCAGAAUGAGGUUUUUGAAGAAGCAAGUUCCAGCCAUCACUUGCAUGCAGUCCCAGUGGCGUGGCUAUAAACAGAGGAAGGCAUAUCAAAUCCGUUCGGAUUACUGACGAGCACACAAGGACCAAGAAGUGAAGAUUCAGUCACUGGCCAGGAUGUAUCAAGGCAGAAGGCGUUACAGAGAUCACCUGCAAUAUUUCAGAGACAACAUAAAUGACGUUAUAAAAACUCAAGCUUUUAUCCGAGGAAACAAAGCAGGAGAAGACUACAAAACCCUCAAUUUUCAGGAGGAGCUGGAGCUAAUGAAACUGUGUGAGGAAGCUGUGACCUUGAUCCGAUCUAAUCAACAGCUUGAAAAUGACCUCAAUCUCAUGGACCUGAAGAUUGGACUGCUAACUACUCCAACGUACUUGGCCAAGCUGCUUUUGCAGAUGCCUCAAAACAACCCCACAGAGUUCAUGGAUUCAGCCAUCUUCACGCUGCAUAACUACGCAUCCAGUCAGAGAGAGGAAUCUCUGCUGUUGCGGCUGUUGCAAACAGCAUUGCAGGAAGAGAUCAAGUACGUUAUGCGCUCUUUCAACCGUGGUGCCCGUGGUCAGAACGCACUGAGGCAGAUCUUGGCCCCAGUUGUGAAGGAAAUAAUUGAGGGCGAAUCGCUCAACGUCAGAACGGAUCCAGUGGAUAUUUACAAGUGCUGGAUGCGCUCUUUCAACCGUGGUGCCCGUGGUCAGAACGCACUGAGGCAGAUCUUGGCCCCAGUUGUGAAGGAAAUAAUUGAGGGCGAAUCGCUCAACGUCAGAACGGAUCCAGUGGAUAUUUACAAGUGCUGGGUGAACCAGAUGGGAUCUCAGAAUGGUGAGGCCGGCAAGUUGCCGUACGAUGUUAGACCUGAACAAGCUCUUAAUCACGGUGAGGUGAGGACGCACCUGGAUGCCUCAAUCCGAGAUGUGAAGGCAGUGACAGACAAGUUCCUGUCUGCCAUCGGUUCAGCUGACCAAAUCCCUUACGGGAUGCGUUUCAUCGCCAAGGUACUGAAAGACUCCCGGCAUGACAAGUUUCCUGAUGCUGGCGAGGAUGAGCUUCUGAAGAUUGUUGGCAACUUACUCUAUCACCGCUACGUGAAUCCGGCCAUGGUGGCACCGGAUGCAUUUGACCUAAUGGAUCUUUCAGCUGGAGGGCAGCUGACUGCAGAUCAACGAAGAAACCUUGUUGUUGCAAAGAUGCUGCAGCAUGCUGCGUCCAGCAAGAUGCUCAUGGGAGACGGUGCACAUCUGAGCAUCGUGAAGGAAUACUUGUCACAGUCAUCCCAGAAAUUCAGGAAGAAAAGCUUGAUGUCUGUGCCAAGGGAGACGUACACCGCACUUGCGCUGCCUGGACGAUGUGGAAACUGGAAAUUGUGGGGUGUGCUGAAGCAUGCCCUCUCAGCUUUCGCUCGUGGAAGCACAGAGCAAAGUGACAAGAAACAGCUGCGAGUUCAAGGAAUUGUCUACCUUGUUCUGAUCUCCUGCCAGAGCACCCGCCUGUGCCAGAGGAUAGCCAAGGGUAGUUCUGAAGAAGUCUCUCAAUAG
Messenger RNA from Tympanuchus pallidicinctus (lesser prairie-chicken), 1905 nucleotides. RefSeq names its product ras GTPase-activating-like protein IQGAP1. Gene Ontology annotation, cellular component: cytoplasm; nucleus. Gene Ontology annotation, biological process: regulation of actin cytoskeleton organization; regulation of GTPase activity. Lineage: Eukaryota; Metazoa; Chordata; Aves; Galliformes; Phasianidae. Gene Ontology annotation, molecular function: actin filament binding; GTPase activator activity; calmodulin binding. The record is from RefSeq and is a predicted model, not a curated record.